UGGGCAAAGUUGGAAAGAACCGCUUCGACUGCUGGAAACGCUUUACGACCACCAACCGAUCGAAGAGGAAGAAGCCGAAAAAGAUGAACAACAGCCAGCCGAGAAGCAAUCCGAAUGGGAAGCGGAAACGAGAAUCGAAGAAACAGCGAGCCGGAGCAGAAGAAGAAGAAGAAGGCCGAGGAGCGGGCCAGCCACUGCCGAGCUCGCUGUCGAACCCACUGAUGCUGCCGGUGGCCCCGUCGACCGGGCCGCCGAAGGACUCGGAUUCUGCGCCCAAGUUGAUCGUCGUCCUCAGCCAAGCCUGUCUCGAAAAUUACGCCCAAACCGUCAAGCAAUCUUCGGCCUCCAGCUCGAAAUCUAAGGCGUCUUCCGCAAAGAAACAGGUCAAAUAUACCCUCCUCAAUUGCGAUGAUCAUCAGUCUAUCCUUGCUAAAAUGGGCAAAGAUAUCGCUGCGACUCGUCCUGAUAUCACUCACCAAUGUCUGCUGACGUUACUUGAUUCACCGGUCAACAGAGCCGGAAGGCUCCAAGUAUACAUCCACACCGCCGCUGGAGUCUUGAUCGAAAUCCAUCCUACAGUCAGAAUCCCUAGAACUUUUAAACGGUUUAGCGGCCUCAUGGUGCAAUUGCUUCAUCAACUAUCCAUCAAGUCUACCACAGGCAAAGAGAAACUAUUGAAAGUGAUCAAAAAUCCAAUUUCGGACCAUCUGCCGCUGAAUUCGCACAAGAUCACCCUCUCGUUCGAUGCGCCUCCGGUCAAAGUAUCCGAAUAUGUGACCACCAUUCCAUCGGAUAAGCACUUGGUUGUUUUUGUUGGUGCGAUGGCUCAUGGUGCUGAUGACUUUGCUGAUCAUCUGGUCGAUGAGAAGAUCGCCAUCAGUCAAUACAGUCUUUCAGCUUCGGUUGCUUGUGGAAAAUUUUGCUGUGCGGUCGAAGAUCAUUGGGGAAUCCUGUAAAACCACCUAAAUCACCCUUUUUUUCCCUUUUGCCAUUUCAUGUUUCAUUUUUAUAUUUGGGCAAUGUUUCAGCAAUCAAUCAUAAACGAGUUGUUGAUGCGGUCAAAAGAAACCUAUGAGGAAAGACAGGGCCUCA
Puccinia graminis f. sp. tritici CRL 75-36-700-3 is the source of this 1092-nucleotide messenger RNA. RefSeq lists its product as uncharacterized. Gene Ontology annotation, biological process: rRNA base methylation. Gene Ontology annotation, cellular component: small-subunit processome; nucleolus. The record is from RefSeq and is a predicted model, not a curated record. Lineage: Eukaryota; Fungi; Basidiomycota; Pucciniomycetes; Pucciniales; Pucciniaceae. Gene Ontology annotation, molecular function: rRNA binding; rRNA (pseudouridine) methyltransferase activity. The coding region runs from base 84 to 956 and encodes 290 amino acids. The transcript is spliced from 6 exons.